This is a messenger RNA of Suillus discolor, 661 nucleotides long. RefSeq lists its product as uncharacterized. The transcript has a single exon. The record is from RefSeq and is a predicted model, not a curated record. NCBI's taxonomy places the organism in Eukaryota, Fungi, Basidiomycota, Agaricomycetes, Boletales, Suillaceae. The coding region runs from base 272 to 517 and encodes 81 amino acids.
CCAAUGUCCACGCUGCGGCAGUCAGCGCUUCAGCAUCUGAGACUGACUGAUGGAGUUUCUCAAGAUCGAUGACCUCUCCACCACUGGUCAAUGCAGCCUCGAUAGCCGCGGUGUCGUGCCAAGGGGGCUGCCAAGGCCAUCGUCUUUUCCAUCCAGGGUCGCAAAGAAGCUGGCCUGCUCCAAUUAUACACUUCUGAUAGGUACAUCGACAACCUCCUCCUUUUCAGGGCCAAGUACCUCAUUUGCAUCACGGGUAACCGACUAGAUAGUCAUGCGAAAAACGGCCCACAUCUCAACGUUGUGGAUGAGGUCAUGGGCCAUGGUUUGCUGGACCUUCAAGCCAGCCAUCUGUGCCGGUGACGACAAUACCACGGUCUACAUCGCAACGGUCCGAGAUGGGCUAGGUGCAGCGAAACUGAGCUCAAAACGCCAUGUGAGUAAACUGCAUUUUCAUGGUGGUUUUAAUAGUAUCGUGGGGAGUAAGCAACUGCUUGUUGAGCGAUGCAAAUCCGGAUAGGUGAGUCAUCGCACCUGGGAGUAUGACACGAAGUGCUGCGACGGAGUGCUGGGAGUAAAUCAGUGUUGAUGUCCACAAAUAUUUCCCCGCGGGGACUCAUCACACCAGCAUCCAGCUAAACUCAGUUAAUUGUCAGCCGUUUCA